This is a messenger RNA of Mercenaria mercenaria, 4837 nucleotides long. Its product is annotated as protein SSXT-like. Lineage: Eukaryota; Metazoa; Mollusca; Bivalvia; Venerida; Veneridae. Gene Ontology annotation, cellular component: nucleus. The transcript has 8 exons. The coding region runs from base 85 to 1689 and encodes 534 amino acids. The record is from RefSeq and is a predicted model, not a curated record. Gene Ontology annotation, biological process: positive regulation of transcription by RNA polymerase II. Gene Ontology annotation, molecular function: transcription coactivator activity.
UUUCCUACGACGUGUUUUAAUCGCUGACACCGGAAAUAGAAAGAAAAUCAGGAUUUCUUUGUUUGAUCAAUUUAAAUUACCUAGAUGUCGCUGGCUUUUGUUCCCCCGCAACAGAAAGGACCUAAGGGUCCUCCUCCGAACCAAGCUAGUAUUCAGAAGAUGCUGGAUGAAAACAGCCAGCUGAUCCAGACAAUUUCAGAAUACCAGAGUAGAGGAAAAGCAUCAGAAUGUGUUCAGUAUCAACAAAUGUUACACAGGAACCUUGUAUAUCUGGCAACUCUAGCAGAUGCUAACCAAAAUGUCCAGUCUCUCUUACCUGCCCCAAAUCAGGGCCCCCAGGGGUCUUCAUCAAACCCCCAGAUGAGCCAGAUGCGAUCACCAUCAAACAUGCCUCCGAAUCAGAUGAACCAAGGUCGCAUGAAUCCAAUGAGUGCACCCACGUCUCAGCAGUAUUCCCCAAUGGGAGCCCCACACCAACAAACAAUGGCUGGUGGGGGCUACUCACAGGGGUCACAGCAACAAUACGGGGAGUCCUCGGGUCACGAGACUGGAAUGAACCAAACGUCUUACAGCCAGCCAAUGGGUAACCAAGGACAGAUGAAUAAUCCAUCAUACACUCAACAACAAGGAAAUCAGAAUUUCCCAAAUCAGCAGACCCCAAUGUCACAAAAUCAGCCAGCUCAAGGUAUGAUGCCACAACAGAAUCAGCAAAUGAUGUCACAACAGGCAAACCCGCCACCAGUACCGCAAGGCCAACCUAUGAUGUCACAAAAUCAAACAGCAUCACAGCCCAAUCAGCCAAUGAUGUCACAAAGUAAUGCUGCAAUAUCACAGAGUCAGACAUCUAUGGCUCAGAGUCAGCCAAUGUCAUCAGGGCAACCAAUGAUGACGCAAAGUCAACCAAUGAUGUCACAAAAUCAACCAAUGAUGUCACAAAAUCAGCCUAUGAUGUCACAAAAUCAACCAAUGAUGUCACAAAAUCAGCCUAUGAUGUCACAAAAUCAGCCAAUGAUUUCACAGAAUCAGCAAAUGAUGCCGCAGAACCCAUCCAUGAUGUCAGGUUCUCAAGGUGGCAGUCAGAUGAUGGGAUCUGGGCAGAUGAGACAGCCGGGUCAAGGAAUGUUUAAGAGGCCCCAGAUGCAAGGUCAACAACCUUAUAGUGGAGGACCAGUCGGUAACUAUCCUAACCAAGGUCAAUAUGGUGGACAGGGUAACUAUGGUCCAGGAGGUCAAGGUCAGGGAGGGUUUCCUCAAGGUCAAGGAUAUAAUCAGAACAUGGGUCAGCAACAGUACGGGCAGUAUCCAGGUCAGCAAAGAUUCGCUUACAAUCGUCCACCUGGAAAUGUGAAUCAAGGGCCUAUGCAAGCUGGUCCAAUGCAAGGUGGUGGUGGUCAAAUGGGUCAGAUGGGUGGUCCAAUGCAAGGGUCACAAGGUCAGGGACAGAUGGGAGGUCAGAUGUCAGGUCAAGGUCAGAUGAUGCCACAGAUGCAGGGAUCUGGUAUGAUGGGAAACCAGAUGCAAGGUCAGAUGGGAACCAUGGGCGGACCUAUGCCAAACCAGGGGUCAAUGGGAGGUCAGAUGCCAAAUCAGUCUAUGGGAGGUCACAUGCAGGGUCAGCCAAUGGGAGGACAGAUGCAAGGUCAGCCGUCUGGAGGUCAGAUGUCCAGUCAGCCGACAUCAGGCAAUUAGUAGAAAGCAACAUGGAAAAGAAGCUACAAAAAAUCUUUUAUGUUGGUUAGAGAUCAUGAUUUAUGAGUCGACAUGUUUAAUUCUGAAAUCUAGCUUUUGUUGCUUAAAGUUAUCAAGUGAAAGUAAUCUUUUGAGACAACCAUUUCAGUGCUUUUAGUUUAAAAGCCAUAUGUUAUAUUCAUAUGAGCCGUGCCAUGAGAAAACCAACAUAGUGGGUUUGCGACCAGCAUGGAUCCAGACCAGCCUGCGCAUCCGCGCAGUCUGGUCAGGAUCCAUGCUGUUCGCUUUCAAAGACUGUUGUUAUUAGAGAAACCAUUAGCGAACAGCAUGGAUCCUGACCAGACUGCGCGGAUGCGCAGGCUGGUCUGGAUCCAUGCUGGUCGCAAACCCACUAUGUUGGUUUUCUCAUGGUGCGGCUCAUAUAUAGAUACUAGUUUAACAUAAAUGUAAUAUUUGUUAUGCUAUGAGCACCUUGUAUAUAAAUUAUGUAUUUGUCAUGUAUAUAGGACAUAGACUUAGUGAACAAGAAUCAUGCUUAAAAGCAGUAGAUUAUCAUUCACCCAUUAGCCUUACAUGCUACUAAAUUGGUCAUUUUUAUAUCAAACAUAUUUCUGCUCUUAUUAAAUGUACUUUAUGUCUUCAGUUUAUUGGAAGAAUUUAAACCCUGCAGAAUGACGAGAGACGGAAGUUCUUGAUAUUUAAAUAUUAACCUAUAGCCUGCUGGUGGCAAGUUAUUCUGCCUUUGCGUGCAGGCUGAUCAUUGUCUGCACGGUUUGCUAUUCAGUCAGUAAAUUUUCAGUGAACACCCCUUUGAAUUAUAAGUUGUACUACCCAAAUUGAAUGAUGGACCAGUCCAUUUUAGAAAUUUAGCAGGCUAAAAGUUAAGAAAUCAGGUGUUUACUUUUGAAGUUACCUUCCAUAGAAUUGCAAGCCUUCAUAUCUUUAAUUUACGAUUUCAGACUAUGCAAAUAGCAAUUGCUAUAUUUAAAUUCCAUUUUGCAACUUUGUAAUCACUGAUUUUUCGUGGAAUACCGAAACCCAUCAUUUUUUAGAAUGUGAAAUUGAAAGUAUAGUAUUUUCGUUUUUCCCAUAUGUUAAAAAAUCUGCAGAUGUAAACAAUCAAUAAAGGUGACCCCAAGUAGUAGUUCUGAUAUUUCUGUAAGCUUAUUUGACUGUAACAUGUAUGUUUUGGUUUACAAAGUGUUAUUUAUUUUUCCGCAUAAUCUUUAAUUGUUUCUGCCUAGGUUUCUUAUGGCCCAACAUUUGACAUCGUUUACAACCGGAAAUAGAUGUCUGCGCAUCUGUUGAAGUUAACUGUGCUUUUUUAUGCCCCCGGCAUCUACUGAUGCAGGAGGCAUAUAGUGAUUGUCCUGUCCUGUCCAUCCGUCCAUACGAGGUUAACCAAAUGGGACUGUUUCGUCUAGCAUCAAUACCCCUUACUAGAAUGACUUGAUACUAAUGCAGAUGUAACCUGUGACCAUUCCUCAUCUUCAGACAUCACCUGACCACAGUUUGACCUUGACCUUGUUUUGGACUUUGGUUGCUUUGUAUGGGCUAUCUCUUGGUUAACCAAAUGUGACCGUUUCGUCUAGCAUCAAUACCGCUUACAAGAAUGAAUUGAUACUAAUACAGGUGUAACCUGUGACCAUUCCUCAUCUUCAAACAUCACCUGAAUUCAGUUUGACCUUGACCUUGACCUUGUUUUGGAAAAUCUUUCGACAAGGAUGCCACCAGGGGCAUCAAGCGUUUAUUGAACGCAGCUCCUUGUUUAUAUUUGCUUAAGUGUCGUGGACAAUAGUAUGUGGUUUCGUGGUAUUUCCCAUGGAAAUCUUUGAAAGUUUGCAGGUCACUGCUUCAGUAUUGAAUACAAGAUUAUUUGACCAUGUAUAAGUAGAACAACUUUUUCUGUAAUGAAAUUUAAUUGUUCACAAAUUUUUUUUAAUAUAUUGUGAUUCUGCAUUGAAUGGAGUACUUUGGAAGAUUUUUUUCUUAAUUAUUCUGUUUGCAGCUCACACUGUUUUAAUUGAAGACUCCAAAGUCAGAGCUCUGUAAUUUUUCAGUAAAUCUAUUUGUAUUGAUUUUGACCCAUCAUGACCUGAAAACCUUUAAUACAGGACAGGUAUAUUUAGCAGUUCCAUGCUCAAUGAAAAUGAAAACUUUCUGAAAAUCAUGUUAGCAUUGUUAUACCUAUAUUUUCGUAUCAUAUUUUUGUUGUAUUUUAUUGUAGACAUUGUUGUAUAAAUGGUUCCAAAUUACCUAAUACCUCUCAGUUACUGUUGCUUAAUUUCAAAUGCUGUCAAGGGAUUAAUUCUAUUUAGGGGAUAUUACUUGAGUGUCUUUUUCAUAUUAAAUUUAUCAAAUGAGUUGAAUAAAAUAAUAAUGCAUGGUUCUGCCGAGCAUUUCAUCAAUUUUAUUCAACAUGGAAAGACACAAAUGUAAAAUUCUUUGAUCACAUGUUAGCUUUUCGUGUUGAAACAUGAAAAUUUCUUCUUUCUUUACCUGUUAUAGACCAAGUAAAUUCGCCCAUUGUCUCCUCUUCUUAAAACGGCAUCAACGUCUAAGCAUUAUUACACUAAAGUGUAUUACCAAAUUUAUGUAAUGGCUUGGUAUGUAUGGUCCUUCAGGAUCAUUGAUUUCAACUCAUUUAGAUUUGAAGAUUGAAUACUGCUUAAGCCGGUGUUAGGGGGUGUUGGCAGUGUUGCAUUUUCCAUUACUGCUCAUGGACAGACUCCAUCAAACCGAGCCUGCAAUUUUCACUAUUUGCCUUGUUCUGGGUGCUUCCUAGGGAUCUACUUUCCAGAUUUUAUUUAUUUCAUUUUGGCGAUGUCAAACAUGUGAUUUAAUUAUUUUCAGCUGUAUUAAUUAUUCUCCAAAAAUGGUUUUGGUAUUUUGUAGGGUUUUGAAGAAAAGCAAAAUUAAUCUAUUUCCAGUAGCUGCAUUUGUCUUAAGAAAAAAUAUAUUUUUGCCAAAAUUUGUCAUUACCAAAUAAUGACUUCUUCGAGCAGUUUUAUGAGAAAGGCAAGAAAAGUACAAAAUUAUGGAACCGUCUUGUUUAGUGUUUGUAUCGUAGAUAGAGAUUACUUAGAGAUCAUUAUAAAAUGGCUAUCAAGUUGUAUAAAAUAUCAGAGUAAAAACUUGAAAAGUAAAA